UUUGUUUUUUCUUUACAGCAAAGUAUCCAGAGAUAAAAUCCUUGAUGAAACCUGAUCCCAGUUUGAUAUGGAUUGUUAUUAUGAUGGUUCUUAUGCAGUUGGUUGCAUUUUACUUAGUAAAGGACUUGGACUGGAAAUGGGUCAUAUUUUGGGCCUAUGCAUUUGGCAGCUGUGUUAACCAUUCAAUGACUCUGGCCAUUCACGAAGUUUCCCACAAUAGUGCCUUUGGCCACUGCAAAGCCAUGUGGAAUCGCUGGUUUGGAAUAUUCGCUAAUCUUCCUAUUGGUAUUCCAUAUUCAAUUUCCUUUAAGAGGUAUCACAUGGAUCACCAUCGAUACCUCGGAGCUGAUGGCAUCGAUGUGGAUAUUCCGACCGAUUUUGAAGGCUGGUUCUUCUGUACCACUUUCAGAAAAUUCAUGUGGGUCGUUCUUCAGCCUCUCUUUUAUGCUUUCCGACCUCUGUUCAUUAACCCCAAACCAAUCACUUACCUGGAAAUUAUCAAUACCGUGGUCCAGCUCGUGUUCGAUGUUGUAAUUUACUACGUUUUGGGAAUUAAGUCUUUGGUCUACAUGUUGGCAGCAUCCUUACUUGGUCUAGGUUUGCACCCGAUUUCUGGACAUUUCAUAGCUGAACAUUACAUGUUCUUAAAGGGACAUGAAACCUACUCAUAUUACGGGCCUCUGAAUCUACUCACCUUCAAUGUGGGUUACCAUAACGAGCACCAUGACUUCCCCAACAUUCCUGGAAAAAACCUUCCUCUGGUAAGGAAAAUAGCAGCUGAGUACUAUGACAACCUCCCUCACUACGAUUCUUGGAUAAAAGUGCUGUAUGAUUUUGUGAUGGAUGAUACAAUCAGUCCCUAUUCAAGAAUGAAGAGGCAUCAAAUAGGCAAGGUGGAGCUGGAGUAGCUGCCCUGUGGCCCGGGGAAUUCCUCUGAAACUUCACAGUAGCUGAUAACAGUGAAUUUUUGCAUUACUCAGCUAAGACCAGUGAUGUUUAGAAGCUACUGUCAUGCAGUUUGAAAGCCUGAUCCUCGUAGUAUCAAGAAGCUAACCUGGCUUUAAACAGCCUGUCUCACAGUGUUUGGCAUAACUCACAGGAAAUGUGUUCGUUGUAUUAUUGUUGAGGAUGUUUUCGCUGAUACCUGACAUUUUGUAAGCAUAUCGAAAAAAGCUUUUAAAAAGCGAUUUCUUGUCUAUUAUUUUCACUGUAAAGAUUUACUUUAUUAAAACAGCUAGUAACCUGAGCAGUUAAUCACAGUAAAUAGUAUUUAUCACAUUUUUGUACUUUACUGUAUAUAAGAGGAUAACCAGGGUGCUGGGGUGGGCUUACUUCAAAAUUUCACCAGAAAAAAAAAAAGCCCAGAAGUAUCUUUCGCUGCAAGCUGAAUGACUCAUUUUUAAUUUUUACUGUUGUACAUGGGACCUAAAUUAGACACUGCUGAAUCCUGCACAGCUUGUUGAUAAAUAAAGUACUUACUAACUAA
This is a messenger RNA of Pteropus alecto (black flying fox), 1486 nucleotides long. It is a transcript of the gene DEGS1, whose product is annotated as delta 4-desaturase, sphingolipid 1. Gene Ontology annotation, cellular component: membrane. NCBI's taxonomy places the organism in Eukaryota, Metazoa, Chordata, Mammalia, Chiroptera, Pteropodidae. Gene Ontology annotation, biological process: ceramide biosynthetic process. The transcript is spliced from 2 exons. The record is from RefSeq and is a predicted model, not a curated record. Bases 45 to 908 code for a protein of 287 amino acids. Gene Ontology annotation, molecular function: sphingolipid delta-4 desaturase activity.